This is a messenger RNA of Oldenlandia corymbosa var. corymbosa, 1512 nucleotides long. The record is from the annotation of a GenBank genome assembly. Lineage: Eukaryota; Viridiplantae; Streptophyta; Magnoliopsida; Gentianales; Rubiaceae.
AUGUCCUCACUCCUUAUUCUUGUCACUAAUCCGGUUAGGUCCUUAACCUCCUUACGCGCUUCCUCUCGAAGUAUCAUACCGACAAUUUCUGGGUUGGAAAGAUUAGGUGAACCCCAAUCAGUAGUUAAAAAUGGUGGUUUUAGAGUUUUGUCUUAUAAUUUAUCAGCUGAUAUGUAUGUUAGAAGCGGUAGAAAUAAUUAUGAUUACUGCCCUCCUGAGAAACUCACUUGGGAAUACCGUAGCCAGAAUUUGUUAAAGGAGAUACUUUCUUAUGAAGCUGAUAUUCUGUGUCUUCAAGAAGUUCAGAGUGACCAUUACCAGGCUUUCUUUGAACCUGAACUAGCUAGAUUUGGAUACUUAUCAGUUUACAAGGGAAAGGGAGAAGAAACAUGUAAAGGUAAGGAGUGUAUUGUUGAUGGAUGUGCGACCUUUUUUCGCCGGGACAUGUUCAAAUUGGUUAGAACUUAUGAGGUUGAGUAUAAGAAAAUGGCAGCACCUAUGAUCAGUAGGCUAAAUUCUGAGCAAAGAGACCCAGCCAAAAGUCGUCUGGAGAAGGACAACAUCGCGUCCGUGGUGAUACUUGAAGAAAUCAACAACUGCCAUUCGAGAAUAUGCAUCGCGAAUACUCAUUUGCUCGGUGGGAAGGGCGUGUCUGAUGUUAGGUUGUUUCAAGUGGUUAAUCUCAUCAGGGGACUGGAAAAAAUUGAUUCUUUGGGGAUUCCUGUUUUAGUUUGUGGUGACAUGAAUUCUCCUCGAGGAAGUGAUACCUACAAUUUUCUUGUAAACGGGAAGGUUGAUUAUUUGAAACAUGAAAAGAGAGACGUAUUAGGUAUGUCCAAAUAUCUUAAAUUGAAGCAUCCCAUGAAUCUGGCCAGUGUAUAUUCGGCAGAAUCAAAUGCACAUGACAAUGAGACAUUGGACUACAUUUUGUAUCCUCAAAAUAAGUUGAAAGUAGAUGGAGUGUUUGAAAUUCCUCUCUAUGAAAGGAUAGGUAAGAAAAGGAUUCUUCCCACGUCUCAAUGGUCAUCUGACCAUGUGGCACUGGUAGCUGAUUUGAGAAUUAAGAAAGCUUACAGGGAACAAAACUGCUCUGAACUUCCUGUUGAUCCAUGGAAACAUUUAAAGAAGGAUAAGAAAGUCGAGGUGCAGAAGCAAAAAUUCCAAAAACAAGAGAGGCUUAAGAAUUUCGAGGUUCAGAAGCAAUCAUUCAAGAAACAGAAGGAGCGGGCGAAGAAUUUAAAGGUUCGGAAGCAACCAUUCGAGAAACAGAAGGAGGGGGUGAAGAAUUUAAAGGUUCGGAAGCAACCAUUUAGGAAACAGAAGGAGAGGGUAAAUAAUUUCAAAGUUUGGGAGCAAACAUUCAAGAAACAGAAGGUAGGGCCUGACAUGAACAACAUAAUAAAUUCAGAAAGCACAUUAAAUUUGGAAAUCCCGAUGCCAAAAUGUCUGCUGCUUCCCCCUCGUCAAUUGGCUGGUGUUAACACCAAUGAGCAGCUGGUAGGUUGUCAAUAA